Messenger RNA from Mesorhabditis belari, 1626 nucleotides. The record is from the annotation of a GenBank genome assembly. NCBI's taxonomy places the organism in Eukaryota, Metazoa, Nematoda, Chromadorea, Rhabditida, Rhabditidae.
AUGAGUGGUCAAACUUUUCGUGAAGAUCUAAAAGAAAAAGCGAUUCGAUGGCUCGAGGAGAACCGUGGAAUUGUAAUUUUAUUCUUCGUACUCCCGGCGAGUUUGAUUUUCGACUUGUUUGUUCGGGUUCGCAUUUGGGUGAAUCGAAAGUUCCUCGAGAAGAGUUCGACUCACGAAAAUCGCGUUGAGACUAUUCAGCAACGGGUAAAAGUCUGGAAUAGCACUCCAUCAAGCGAUCGAAAGCUUCUUUGUACUUCAAGGCCAAAUUGGCAGAGUCUAUCAACUACGUUUUUCGAUAAAACAAAAUGCCAUCAGAUUCCUGUCGAUUUACAUGAAAUCUUAGCGUUAGAUGAGAAAAAUCUCAUCCUACACGCUGAGCCAAACGUUACCGUGGCCGAGGCUUGCAAGUACUUAGUGCCAAAGGGUUAUGCUCUCGCGGUGACACUCGAGAUUGGCGACGCGACACUGGGCGGGCUAGCGUUUGGAGUGGGCAUGACGACGCACUCGCACAAGGUCGGUCUUUACCAAGAAACGAUCGUUGAGUACGAGGUGGUGACAUCAAAGGGAGAUUUGCUAAUCGUGACAGGUGAGAACGAGCAUUCGGAUUUGUUUUAUUGCUUGCCUUGGUCACACGGGACAUUGGGCUUUUUGACGUCAUUGAAAUUGAAGUUAAUUAAAGUGAAGCCAUAUGUACAUAUGACUUAUUUACCGAUGCGACAAGAGGAAACCCUUUGUCGGCAAAUGAUGAAACUGUCUGGAGCGAUCGAUAAAGAUUAUCAGGUGGCUGACUUCCUCGAGGCUACCAUCUACGACAAAGACAAAGCGGUGAUCAUGGUGGCCAAUUUCGCCGAGGUGGACACCCUGAAAAAGUGGUGGAAGAUCAAUGACGUGACUCGUUGGUGGAAGCCGUGGUUCUACAAGUACGUGGAGACGAAAUUCAUUGGUGGGGGCUCAGAGUACAUCCCGUUGGAGUCAUAUCUCUUGAGGCACAACAGAGCAAUCUUUUGGGUGGUCGAGGACAUGAUCCCGUUUGGAAAUCACUGGUUAUUUAGGCUUCUCUUCGGCUGGCUUUUACCUCCAAAGCCGGCUUUUCUCAAAUUCACGACAACGAGCGCUGUUCGAGAGAUGACUUUCGCAAAGCAAGUUUUUCAAGACAUCGUGAUGCCACUGGAGACGCUGGACUCGCAAAUGGCGAAAGCUGUCGAGCUUUUUGAGAGAUAUCCAUUGCUCGUCUACCCAUGUCGGAUCUACGAUCACCAGCGCGGACCACAGGGGCAGUUGAGGGUUCCGCCGAAGGAGCGUCUCGUGCCGGGCACCAACUACGCCAUGUACAACGAUUUGGGGGUUUAUGGGACGCCGGGACAGAUAAAAGCCAAAAAGUUCUACAAUCCGUCGUACGCGAUGCGCGAAAUGGAAAAAUUCACUCGCGAAGUCGGCGGCUAUUCAUUCCUGUACGCGGAUAUUUUCAUGGAUGAAAAAGAGUUCAACGAGAUGUUCGACAUGGAACUUUAUGAAAAGGUCCGCAAACGCUACAAUUGCAACGAAGCCUUUCCACGACUUUAUGAUAAGGUCAAACCCGAGGUCGAUGUGAUCCAAAUUAGCGAGGAAUUUGCAAAAAAACAAAAA